ACACAGAGAGAGAGAAAGAGACAGACUUUUUCUUAAUUGCGUUUGUGGGUGUGUGUUGUCUUAAAUUAAAUGCUUUCUUUGGAGGAAAAAUAAAAGAAAAAAAAAACUGUGAAAGCAAAUUGCAAAGCAAAGAGAAAUAGGAGGCAAGGGAAUUGAAAGCGCGAAUAACGCUGCCUCUAGAACAGUUUUCUCUCUCUGUUCUUCUUCUUCUUCUUCUCCUUCUGCUCAUCAGCUGAUUUCCAUUGCAAUUCUCCCCAAAAAAAAAAAACCCCACUUUCUUCUUCGUCUUAUUAGAGCUGGCUCAGCAAAUUAUAGCAUGUAUAUAUAAUAUACCCAGAAAAAGAGGAAAGAGUUUUACCCAUCUCUGAUAUGGAUUUUCGGUCAACAGAAUUAUUAGCAGUAGUAAUAAUAACAGUAGUGCAGCAAUGGCUGGGUUCUUCUCUUUAGGAUCAUCAUCAUCAUCACCGCCACCAGGAGGAUCAGGAUCAGGAUCAGGAAGAGGAGGAAGAUUAAGAUCAUCGGGACCCACUUCAACAAACCCCGAAAUUCCCCCACCGGAGAGCCUCUUCUGGUACAAGAAUGACCAGGAAGUUCCGUCCUCCUACAAAACGUUCGAGCUCUGGCAACAGCAACAGCAGCAACAAGCUGAACAACACCACCACCAACAUCAUCUCUUCUACCGACACCAGCAAGAUCUCUACUCCUCCGCGGCGGCGCUAGGGGUGGGGCCCAGCUCGAUCAACGCCGGCGGCGUGUCGGAUGAGUCGUCAUCGAGAUCUGCGUUCGUGAUGAUGAGGUCAUCGACGUCUUCCGGAGGAGGCAGUGGUGGAAUCAGUUGCCAAGAUUGUGGGAAUCAGGCGAAGAAGGACUGCAUCCACAUGAGGUGUAGGACUUGUUGCAAGAGCCGAGGGUUCGAGUGCUCGACCCAUGUAAAGAGCACAUGGGUCCCAGCUUCCAAACGAAGAGAACGACAACAUCAGCUUCUGCAACAACAACAACAUAACCUCUCUUCUGAAGCCAUGAUUAACGAACAAGGUGGUGAAAUUCAGGUUCAUCCCAAGAGGCAGAGAGAGAUCACUACUAAUACUUCUCAUCAGAUUGUUUGCCCUACUACUACUGCUCGUAAUUUGCAAACCAACAUUACUACUACGUCAGGGUUGGAAGUGGGAAACUUUCCGGCGGAAUUGAGCUCAAACGCGGUGUUCAGGUGCGUGAGGGUGAGCGCGGUGGAGGAGAAUGAUGAUCAGUAUGCGUAUCAGACGGCUGUGAACAUCGGAGGACAUUUGUUCAAGGGAAUUCUAUACGACCAAGGUCCGGAAACCAACUACAGCAGUACUUCUAAUAUGCAGGCUGCUGCAGCCGGAGAAAGCUCCUCCGGCGGAGUUCAGCCGUUGGAUCUCAUCACCACCACCGCUGCCUCUCAAGCCACGCCGUUUGAUCCCUCGUCUCUAUAUCCCCCUCCGCUCAACACUUACAUUGCCGGUACGCAAUUCUUCUUACCACCAAGAUCUUAGAGAAAAAGAAAUUACAUGAAAAAAAAGGAGAAAGAUUUAA
Morus notabilis is the source of this 1554-nucleotide messenger RNA. RefSeq names its product protein SHI RELATED SEQUENCE 1. NCBI's taxonomy places the organism in Eukaryota, Viridiplantae, Streptophyta, Magnoliopsida, Rosales, Moraceae. The record is from RefSeq and is a predicted model, not a curated record. Gene Ontology annotation, molecular function: DNA-binding transcription factor activity; DNA binding. The coding region runs from base 426 to 1514 and encodes 362 amino acids. Gene Ontology annotation, biological process: positive regulation of DNA-templated transcription. Gene Ontology annotation, cellular component: nucleus. The transcript is spliced from 2 exons.